Messenger RNA from Centruroides sculpturatus (bark scorpion), 500 nucleotides. RefSeq names its product inaD-like protein. Gene Ontology annotation, molecular function: protein binding. The record is from RefSeq and is a predicted model, not a curated record. NCBI's taxonomy places the organism in Eukaryota, Metazoa, Arthropoda, Arachnida, Scorpiones, Buthidae. Bases 1 to 423 code for a protein of 140 amino acids. The transcript is spliced from 3 exons.
AUGUCUUCGAUGCCAAAUAUGUCUUCUGAUGUAAAUCAACAUUAUGUAGAAACAUCAAAAGUACAUACCAAAGAGUUUUUAGAUAGAAUUGCUGUCCCAAUUUGUGAGUCUGAAUUAAAAUUAAAUGAUAAAGUUGAAGAUUUGACAGAAUACAACAUAUCUCCUUUACCUGAAGCAUUGUUGCAAACAGUGAAGAUUAAAAAAGGAAAUAAACCACUGGGUAUAAAUGUUGAAAUUACAUGCAGAGGUAUUAAUGGCAUACUUGUUAAAUCAAUAAUAAAAGGCAGCAGUAUUCACAAAGAUGGUCAUAUCAGAGCAGGUGAUUAUAUCUUAGUUAUCAAUGGUAAAAGUGUGCGUAAUAUGAAUGAACAGGAGGCAUCAUCAAUACUUAAAGAAGCAGAAAAUAAUUCAGAAGUUACGUAAGUAUUAUAUUAUGUAUAAAUUAAACAUAUGCAUAACAUAUACAUAUUUUUAAAAAUCUGUAAAUUGAAACACAAAAU